This is a messenger RNA of Sitophilus oryzae (rice weevil), 1367 nucleotides long. Its product is annotated as E3 ubiquitin-protein ligase MARCH8. The transcript has 4 exons. Lineage: Eukaryota; Metazoa; Arthropoda; Insecta; Coleoptera; Curculionidae. Bases 268 to 1287 code for a protein of 339 amino acids. The record is from RefSeq and is a predicted model, not a curated record. Gene Ontology annotation, molecular function: zinc ion binding; MHC protein binding; ubiquitin protein ligase activity. Gene Ontology annotation, cellular component: early endosome membrane; cytoplasm; lysosome. Gene Ontology annotation, biological process: antigen processing and presentation of peptide antigen via MHC class II; immune response; protein polyubiquitination.
GAAUUGGCAAGAGAUAAGCGAGUCGGGGGAAAAUAUACAUAAUAUAAAAAUCAUAAAGAAACAAUCAGUCUUCUUUAUAUAGAUCGCACAAUAACGAAGUACUUAAUAUUUAAAAUAUAGUUCGCCAAAUAUUCGCCGAGUCUAAUGAAGUAUCUAUUGGAAAAGUGUAAAGUAACAAAAUGUUAACUGUGCAUAUGUGUUUAUUUGUUUCCACUGUGAUUACAUAAAUAUUGUGAUUUGCCUUUUGUUUUCCGCCUCUUGAGUGCCAUGCCUGGACAAUUUAUUAAAGUGAAAGAAACCCGUGGAACCGUGUCCCGGGAAACUUUCUCUGAUUCAAUUAAAAAACAAGACUUUUCAAAAUGUGAUACUGAUUCGAACUAUUCAAAUUCUAUGGGAGAUAUUUGCAGAAUAUGUCAUUGUGAAGCUGAUGCGGAAAAUCCUUUACUCUCUCCUUGUUAUUGUUCGGGGAGUUUAAAAUAUGUUCACCAAAAUUGUUUGAGGCAAUGGCUAGCUGCUUCCGAUACAAGAUCCUGCGAGCUGUGUAAAUUUAAUUUUAUACUACAUACGAAAAUCAAGCCAUUGUCAGAAUGGCGAAUUUUAGAGAUGAGCAGUGUUGAAAGGCGGAGGCUUCUAUGUGCCAUUUUAUUUCAUUUUGUAGCAGCUGUUUGUGUAGUCUGGUCACUGUUUGUACUUAUAGAUAGGGCAGCAGAAGAAGUUCAGAAGGGUUUGAUAGCUUGGCCAUUUUGGACCAAGUUAGUUGUUGUUGCGGUUGGAUUUACUGGAGGAGCUGUUUUCAUGUACAUACAAUGCAGACAGUACUUACAUUUAUUUUCUAGAUGGAAAGCUCAUAAUAGGAUCAUUUUAGUGCAGAACGCACCAGAAAAACCUCCCCCGUUGGACACCACCCACCAAUACAUCUUCGCGAAGGAGAACCUCUUAACUCACCCUAUUCCCCCCGUGGGAGAUUAUAGCGUCCCUCCAUCCGAUCCCAACUCCAACUCGCAGAGCGACGUCCAGCUGUGCUACGUGUUCGAGGCCGAGUGUCCGAAGGCCAAACGGCUGGACAGUUGCGGCUCGUCCGUCCAAAAAGCGGACGUGCACGUGGAGGACCUGUGCGAAAGUCCCGAUGGCGGCCAGUACUUCAGAGAUAAUAUCGUGGCAUUGGAUAUCGAAUGUCCGGCCACCGGGAACAGGAAGCUGAUUUCCAACAAGACUGAGCACGCACCUGGCACGUGCAAAUCGUUGCCGAACCUGCUGACCGCCAGCAACGAGAAUUUGUUGGUGUGAAAGCGGACACGGAUCAAAAUCGCCCUUUAUUUUAAUUAUUAUACUUUAUUGUGAAUAAAUUUUAUUUAUUAUUUAGUUAA